AAUGGACGAAGAGAAACAUGCCUGUGAUGUUUCCUCUUUUUUUUUGAGGCACCAGGAAUACUUAUACACCAAUAGGACAAUUUGGUAUAAAAUAAGUUAACCACUAAUUUUGGCACCGGCAUGUUUGUUAGAAUGAAUUAUCUGAUUUAGCGCCGAUCUUUAAGUUUAUCCAAUUUUUAAAUUUUCAGCUAAGUGUUCAUUUAUUUAUAGUUAAGUGUUAUAACUCGCUUAUUUUUUAUUUUCAGUUAUUAAUUUUAAUUUUGUUUAGAUGAGCAAAAGCGUUUUGUCAGUUACCAAUAGAAACAAAUUCAUUUCAGAUAAGCUUCAAAGUUUUGCUUAAAAAACUCAAUUUAGUAGGUUGGAAACUUGACAUUUCAAAAACUUUCAAGUUCCACGCGACAUUUACGAUCACAUUGAGUCCUCUGCAAAUUUCCAUUUUGUUUGCCCUUAAGCUGAAGAAAAUUACUCCUGUUCCAGCCUGUUCUACAUAUGUUAGGAAGUUUGCCCACGACAUUUCCUGUAGAUUUUGGAAGUGCCUGUUUUCAAUUACACUUUCCCCCUCAUUAGUUUGACAGGGAACAUAACACUUCCAUAUUUCAGAAACUCUUGUAAGCAUUUUCUUGAACCUUAUCGAACCAUCAUUAUUUGGUUCUUUUUCGCAACUUAGCAAAAAAACGUUUUGAUUAUUGUUUUACCAAAACUUGUGCCAUUAAUCAAACAAUAAAAAACUGCAUUUUGCGCCAUUAAUCAAACCAUAGAAAAGGUGAUCAGCGAAAAAUUGCCAAUUGGAGGUUGCUUUUUAAAAGAUUAACUUUUUGAUUAACUAUUUGAUUAUUUAAUUAAUUGCCCUUUCUUGUUUCAGGGCCACACUUAUGAAUAUUUGAUUAUAAAUUCGACUACGUAUUAUUAAAAGCAUUUUAUCUUUCAAAGACAUCAAUUUCAGCAAAAUUCGUUGUAUUUUUUAGAUUAAAACGUCCUUUACGUUUUUAAAAGUAAUUUACACAUUUAGAUGACCAUACAAAAAUGACCAACUUAACCUUAAACAUAACCCCCGAUUACCACGUUGAGCCACACUUGACAUUAACCCCUAAUAUUCUCCGAUCCAUCUGCACGUUCAUUGCAAACCAGAGCAUCUGGGUGACUGUAAUCCUCGGUUGCCUGGGCAACGGUAUCUGUCUGUUAGUGUUCGCCCGACGAAAACAAAUCAACCCGAAUGACGUGUUCAUAAUAACCCUGGCAGUUUUGGACUUCUGUUUUUGUUUUUCAAAUGGAGUCUACUACCAAAUGCGAGGCUCGGGUCCGAUUUCAAACACGAGAGUAAACUGUGUGAUUGAGAACUCACUCUACCACUUUCUGAUUCCCUCGACUUCUUUGACUCUUCUGGCUAUAACAAUCGACAGGUACUGUGCUGUUUUUCACAUACUGGAGCACAGAGCAAUUGUCACUAACAGGAAAUGUCUGUGGUGUGUUGUGGCAAUAAUAUCAGCCUGCGUAGUGCUCAUUCUCCCCAUAACAAUCGGAUGCUUCUGCCAAAUACUUUUGCUCAUGACCUACAUGUACUUCGUCACCUUCUUUCUCAUACUCGUCGACGCUGUCGUCAUUGUGUUCGUCUACUCGCAAAUAUACAUCGUCAUUCGGCAAUACGACAACUUACGACGACACAUGGUUAAUGCGGAGAUGGCUCUGGACACCACCGCAAAUAACCGAAUGUCUGGAGCUCCCCCGAAAGACGACCCCUCGGGCUCUAACCAAAACAAGUCCAGCGACUCGGGGAAUAAACGAGGAAGUAGCGGCGCGGCUUCCGCGUCUCGCAACCCCCCGGUGGCGUGUUCCGCGAAUGUCCCUUACGGCUGCAUGCGACUGCAACCUUUACCAGUAUAUAAGACAUCGUUGUUGUCGGCCGGGGUGAACGACACGACUAACAAAGUGUCGACCCGUGUGUCGUCCAUUACUGCACGUAGAAACUCGGCUGCUGUUCCUGCCGAGAAACUACGACUGAACGAGCGCUGUGACGAGAUCAAAGUUGACAAUCCGGAGCCAAAGCGCAGUCAAGGUAUUAUGCUAAGCAGUCCAGUGGAUGGAAUGCGACUUAUGGAACAAGUUCGAAACGACAAACCGGAAGACAAAAGCAAGAAAGUGAUUCAAAUCAAGAAAAACAUCAAACGAGAGACGAAAACAACACGAGUGUGCAUCAUUGUGAGCUUGAUUUUCAUCAUUUGUUGUCUCCCUUCAGCUAUUUUUCAAGUCAUUUGGCAAGUCAUGGAGGCCGAUUACUUCUCGCCCAAUUCCAUGUUUUUCCCUCUGUUGAAAUUAUUUUACAACCUUUCGACUUUCAACGCAAUCGCGAAUCCCAUAAUUUACAGCAUCUCUUCAAACCGAUUCCAGCAAGACAUCAAACGAAUUUUCUCGACAAUUCCGACAGCUGCGGCGAAACUGUUCAGAAGAAUCCCAUGCAUGCGUUAACUUUAUUGUUGUAGCUGUUUUUUUAAUGCUUCAUUUAAAAGCCACGCAGAGAAAAAAAGAAAAAAAAAGUAUAUUAAGAUUAGAUACUGAUGUAAAAUUGUUUAUUAUUUUUAUGUAUAAAUGUCCCA
Messenger RNA from Symsagittifera roscoffensis, 2591 nucleotides. RefSeq lists its product as uncharacterized. Lineage: Eukaryota; Metazoa; Xenacoelomorpha; Acoela; Convolutidae. The record is from RefSeq and is a predicted model, not a curated record. The transcript is spliced from 2 exons. Gene Ontology annotation, cellular component: plasma membrane. Gene Ontology annotation, molecular function: neuropeptide receptor activity. Gene Ontology annotation, biological process: neuropeptide signaling pathway. Bases 1024 to 2463 code for a protein of 479 amino acids.